This is a messenger RNA of Larimichthys crocea (large yellow croaker), 3245 nucleotides long. It is a transcript of the gene cracr2ab, whose product is annotated as calcium release activated channel regulator 2Ab. The coding region runs from base 217 to 2598 and encodes 793 amino acids. Gene Ontology annotation, molecular function: GTPase activity; calcium ion binding; GTP binding. The transcript has 17 exons. The record is from RefSeq and is a predicted model, not a curated record. Lineage: Eukaryota; Metazoa; Chordata; Actinopteri; Sciaenidae.
UCCGACCAGUUUCGAGAGUAUAUGUAUAACCCACAAGGUGAUCAGCAAUCUCAUCAUCUGAUGCUGCUUCCUGUUUCUGUUGUCAUGGUGACUGAAACAGGCCCAGUGAGUGAAGCCUGAUGCCUGAUUCCACCUCUCGCUGCAGAUGAAAUACAAGCUGCCAACCCACCGUGCUGCCUGACCGUCCUGACUUAAAAACUAAAAAGAGUCCCAGACAUGGAGGAGGAGGAGGGCAGAGUGAAUGGCUUUGGACUGAGACCAGGAAGGAGAGGCUCAGACUGGGGUCACAUCGCCCUGCUUGACAAGACCAAGGAGUUCUUCCGGACCUGCGAUGUGGAGGGGAAAGGCUUCAUUACCCGCACAGAUAUGAGGAGGCUCCACAGAGAGCUGCCUCUGUCUGCUGAGGAGCUGGAGGAUGUGUUUGACUCUCUGGAUACAGCCCGCACUGGUUACCUCACACUGGAAGCAUUCUCCUCUGGAUUCAGUCAGUUUCUGCAUGGCCGGAGGAUCUCUGUGUGUGAUGAUCAAAAUCAGGCCCCCAGCCCUGUCUUUAGGGCCAAAGAAGCCCUUUAUCAGAGCCAGUGGGAGGCCAAGCUGUCAGGAGUUGAAGACGAGGAGGAGCGGCACUUCUGUAUGCUGCUGGAGAGCCUGGGGGCCAGUAAUGUGUUCGAGGAUCCAGGCGAGGUGCGCAGUCUUUGGGCCCAGCUCAGGCGAGACGAGCCUCACCUCUUGUCCAAUUUUGAGGAGUUCCUUGCCAGAGUCACCCACCAGAUCAAGGAGGCCCACCAGGAGAAAAAGGAGAUGGAGAGUGCCCUCCAGAGGAAAGCUGCGACACACGACAGCGAGAUCCGUCAUCUAUACGAAGAGAUGGAGGCGCAGAUCAAAAACGAGAAAGACAGGCUGCUACUAAAGGACUCCGAGCGCGUUCAGUUACGCAGCCAAGACUUGGAGCACCAACUGUCUUCCAAGGAGAAAGAGCUGGAACAUCUUUUCCAGAAGCAGAGAAGAUUAGAGCACCAGUGCCACGAGCUGAGCAGCGAGAGGCAGGAGAGCCACGUGGAGAACGUCAAGCUGAAGACGACCAACGACGAACUGUCCCGUGCGCUGGAGAGCACCAGCCAGGAGCUGACGCUGGCCCAGGAACAGCUGGCCAUGCUGCAGGAGCAGGCCGCCCGGCUGCACCAGGAGAAAGAGAUGGAAAUGUACAGAGUAACCGAGGGACUGCAAAGAGAGAAGCAAAGUCUCAUGAAGCAGCUCGACCUCCUCAGAGAGAUGAACAAACAUUUAAAAGACGAGCGAGACAUAUGCUGCGGUGUACCUCGGACCUCACUCAGAAAGAAGCAGAAGCAGAGAACGGGCCUCGCCAACAUUUUCGACGACACCAGCCAGCCGGCGAAAAGUGAGGAUGACACCACCACCAGCACCACCACCACCACUAUUCCCUCUUCUGCCAAUACCACCGGCACCCCCGCAUGUCAACAACGACCCACGGCGAGGAAAAACUCUGGCUUAGCCAACGGUUACGCCAACUCCGCUCUGCCCAAAGUGCACGACGUGAAGGCAAAGGCCAAAAGGUCACCCGGCAAGAUGGCUGCCGCUAAAAGGGUGACAGGGAAAGACAGAGCGAGAGCAAAGAAAACCGAACUUGAGAAAAGGACAGAGGUAGAAGACGAGGUCUUGGACGCCCCUCCAGAUGGGUGGCCCCUCCGUCGAGUCAUCUCUAUUGAGGAGGAUCACCUGCCCCACUUGCUCCAAGGAGGACCUCAACUGCUGCUUCAUCAGCUCAGCGAGGAGGAGGACGAACUGGAUGAUGAGGAGGAUGAGGACACUCAGAAUGAAGUUGAAACAGGUGUUAUAGCUGCCACUCCACCCCCUACUCAUCCUCUAGUCCCCGUGUCGGGAGAAGCUACUUCGGAAAUGAAAUCCCGCUUUACCCGAGCGAAAAAGAUACCCAUGUAUUCAAGAGGACAGCCUGUCGGGACGGAGACCCAUCAAAAGACAAAAGAAGGAGCGCUGCUUGCCCCAGACCGCCUGUUCAAAGUGGUCCUGGUUGGCAACUCGAGCGUAGGCAAGACAUCCCUUCUCCGCUCUUUCUGUGAGGGCCGUUUCCACCCUUCCACAACUGCUACUGUGGGUAUUGACUACAGUGUGAAGACGCUAACCCUGGACAAUAUGCAGGUAGCGAUGCAGCUCUGGGACACAGCGGGUCAAGAGAGGUACCGCAGCAUAACCAAGCAGUUCUUUCGCAAGGCGGACGGCGUGGUGGUGAUGUACGACGUCACCGUGGAGGAGAGCUUCAAAGCUGUGCAACCCUGGCUCACCAACGUCCAGGAAGCAGCAGGAGAAGGGAUCCCCAUCCUCCUUUUGGGCAACAAAAUGGACAUAGAUGGAGAGAGAGAGGUGUCAUUCAAAGAAGCUGAGCAACUGGCCUAUGAUAACAGGGUGAUGUUCUUUGAGGUCAGUGCCUACACCGGCAGGAACGUGACAGAGUCCCUGACUCACCUGGCCAGAGUGUUAAUGGAGCAGGAAGACAAGGUGAGAGACACAACAGUCAUCCUCAGCGCUCAACCCGUUAAGAAGAAAGCCUGCUGCAAGUGAAGCGCACGCUCAAUUUACUGAGUUCUGCCUGGACAUUGGAUUUGCAGUUUUUAUAAGACGACAAAUCAUUCUCGGAUCUUCAUCGUAGAAUGAAAUGAUGUCUUCCAUUUUGGACCAGAAAUGCAAAACAUGUUGAAGUUGACAUGAAAGGACUGCGUUGCCCGUGUGAACAUGAGAGCUGCUGUCAAGCUUAAAUGAUGAGGUUGACGAGGGAGAGCUUAAGUCUAAAGGCAAAAAACAAAAGGCGCGUCAUUUCCUGUAAAUAGUGUAGCCAGAUCACAGUAGUGCUGUCGAUGUCAAAGAUUUAGAAACUUUAUUCUAAUUACUUUACCUAAGAGACAAAUCAUGAAUAUGCUGUAGCUUUGUUAGCGUUCAAUCUGAAUUUCUCUGUAUUUGUCGAGUAGUGUAUGUUAAUGUAGUUCUAUUUUACGUUGAAGCUGAAAUAAAUUAUUUGGAAUUCAUUCAAAUAGGCGUUUAAAUAAAAAAUCACGCGAGAAAAACCAGACCUGAUUCGUUGACAUUUUUAUUCAUCAUCAUGUUCAUCUUUUUCUUUUCAUCUUCUUUGUUCGUCUGAUCUCCAGAACAAAGCGGCACGUGACGUAUUGCAUCUGUGUUUGUUACUCUUCCGAGGCAUUGCUCUGUUUUUA